GGGGUGACGGCAGUGCGCCGAUAGAUGCGGUCCUGGCCGGCCGCACAGGGAUCAUGUUGGGUACCAUGAUGUAUCCAAGUGUGGAGGACGCUACCCUGGAGGACAUGCGCGUCCCGCCGAUCCAACUCGAGCACUUGCCCGAGGUGUUUCUAUCUAGUAUCCCGAAAUGCGGCGGCUGUCAUGAGAUGAUAGUGGACCGCUAUGUGCUGAAGGUGUCUGAUCGCACGUGGCACGCGGGCUGCCUCCGAUGCGUCGAGUGCAGGGCCAUGCUGUCUGGGAAAUGCUUUGCGAGGAACAACCAGCUGUAUUGCACUGAUGAUUUUUUCAAGCGCUUCGGCACGAAAUGCGCGGGUUGCGGGCAGGGCAUCCCUCCAACACAGGUGGUACGGCGGGCGCAGUCACACGUCUACCAUCUCCGCUGCUUCGCCUGUGCGGCCUGUGCGAGGACCUUGAACACGGGCGAUGAGUUCUACCUCAUGGAAGACGGGAAACUCGUCUGUAAACCAGACUACGAAGCGGCUAGAGUUAAAGGCGGCGAAGGUUCUUUGGACGGCGACGCGGCGAGCAAGAGGCCGCGGACGACCAUCACGGCGAAGCAGCUGGAGACACUCAAGAGCGCGUACAGCAGCAGUCCGAAGCCAGCCAGACACGUGAGGGAGCAGCUGGCCCAUGACACUGGCCUGGAUAUGCGUGUGGUGCAAGUCUGGUUCCAGAACCGGCGAGCAAAGGAGAAGCGACUGAAGAAGGACGCCGGCCGGACAAGAUGGUCACAAUACUUCAGAUCCAUGAAAAGCGGCGGAGGGUCUCCUCGACACGACCGGCUGCUGGACAAGGAUGAGCUGAAGAUCGACCUUGACUCCUUUAGUCAUCACGAACUCAGCAACGACAGCUACAGUACAGUAGCUCUGGGGGGUGAAGAAGGUUCCCCUGCAGGAGGGGGUGCGGGGGGCGCGGGCAGAUACGCUGCCACCCCCCCGUACCUACGAGCUCAUUCCCCACCCGCGCCCCAUCACUACCACUACCCACCAGACCAUCUAGUUUAUACUAAUAUUGAUCCGAUUCUUUCGAUCUUGCAGGUCAGUGAAGGACAAGCUAUGAGCGGCGCUGGUAUAGGAGGCACCGGCGCUGGUGGAGCAUCAGAUCUGAGCAGUUCAUCAUCACCGGCCGCGGGAGGGUAUCCUGACUUCCCGCCGUCCCCCGACUCGUGGCUGGGAGAGCCGCACCACUACUCGCCGCGGGGCUUCCCCUAGCGGCGGCCACCGCCGGCGCAUGCGCAACCCGCGCCCCCGCCGCCUCCCGUACCCUACGCCCUCCCCGCACAGCCACUAGAGCUCGUUGUUAAACGUGAGCUGUGAUUUUUCAAUAGACAUUCAAUCGGUAUUAAAUAUUCUAACCUCUACCCUAGGACAAAAUCUUAAGUAAUUUAACCAGUUGAACACUGCGUGACAUUGUGUGCUGCACUACAAUCCAAAUAAAAAGUGAAAAUGGUAUCUAGUAAACUCCUGACGUUUAAUAAGUAAUUAUGACCAAUUGGAAAAUACUGUUAUCAAUUAUCAAUACCUUCUGAAGACUUUACUUAACUGUGGAGCAACUGAAAAAAUUUUCAAAGUCGAUUAUAUGUAGAAUUUUAUUCAAGUUGUAAAUAAGUCUAAGUCCUUAAUAUUAAGUUAAUGUAAGUAUAGGCUUAUGACAAUUUGUAAAUAUUUUACUAGAUCUAAAUAAGUGUGGUUUUUAAAGCACAAAUGAAAUUUUAAAGCCUUAUAAUAAUUCCAGGUACUCUGUGUAGGUAUAAUUAUAGAAAAACUACUUAUCGUAAAAAUUGUUUUUAAUUCAGUUAUAAAAUAUGUUGAUUUAAAUAAGUCAAAAUACAUGUUAAUUUAUAAAAUCACAAUAUUGUAUAUAGAAUUUAUUAAUGUGAUAAAUAUAAAUAAUUUAGUUCACUGUAAGUCCAUAGUGAUCCCACUACUUUGUGCAAAAAAAUCUAGUCGACAGAUGAAUGGUAUUAUAAAUAAUACAUACGCUAAUCUA
Messenger RNA from Amyelois transitella, 2028 nucleotides. It is a transcript of the gene Lim3, whose product is annotated as LIM/homeobox protein Lhx3. Gene Ontology annotation, molecular function: RNA polymerase II transcription regulatory region sequence-specific DNA binding; DNA-binding transcription factor activity, RNA polymerase II-specific. Gene Ontology annotation, cellular component: nucleus. The coding region runs from base 54 to 1250 and encodes 398 amino acids. The record is from RefSeq and is a predicted model, not a curated record. The transcript is spliced from 8 exons. Gene Ontology annotation, biological process: neuron differentiation; regulation of transcription by RNA polymerase II. NCBI's taxonomy places the organism in Eukaryota, Metazoa, Arthropoda, Insecta, Lepidoptera, Pyralidae.